AUGGUCGCCUGCAUGGCAGAAGAGAUGUCAGAUCCUUCGCGCAUCAUCCCGAGGUCCCUUCUGGGUGGUAUCCUCCUGGUGACCACGUUGAUCGUUCUCACGAACGCGGCCUACUUCUCGGUCCUGGACCUUUACAGCGUUACUGCUUCGGAGGCGACAGCUGUCACCUUCGCCCGGACCUCGUGGGGCACGGCGGGUGCUUACCUGGUACCCAUAAUUGUCUGCGUCUGCACUUUCGGAACAAUGAGUUCCAGCUUUCUCAGCAACAGCCGGCUGAUGAUGGCCGCCGCCCGCAAAAGGCACCUGCCUUGGGCAUUCUCGCUCAUCACGAUGAACUCUUCACUGCCAAUCGUUGCAAUGACAUGUAGGUGCUGCCUCGCCAUACUUUUCGCCGUGACGGGCUCUGUGCGCUUUCUGGCCAAAGGUAGCAUGACAGUGUUUUGUGUCAUGAGUAUACUGGUGAUGCUAUCGAUGCUCAGAUUGCGCGUUACCAUGAAAGACGCCCACAGACCCAUCAGGGUGCCCACGUGGCUUAUCUUUGUCAACAUCACGAUUUCCCUAACAGUUAUCCUGGUGCCGGUCUUAGCAGCAGGUGAAGUCGUGCAAUACUUAGUCGCGCUUGGGUGUGUCUUGAUAGGUUUUCCCGUCUACUUCGUCUUGAAAGCGGUCCAGGGGUCAACUUCCGGAAUAAGCGGGAAUAGGUUCCUACAAAAACUUAUGCUCAGUGUCCCAUGUGUUCGUCGAUAGAGCACAAUGUGAGGUGAUUGUUGUUAUGGCAACAAAAUAUUCAAUUAUUUUAUCAGCUGUUACGGCUCCAUAUAUACAAUAAACAUGUCAUUAGUAGGGAGCCAACAGUGCACACCGGCAUCUGAGCCCUGCGUAAAGGAAAGUACAAUGACGUGCCAAAGACAGAGCAACAUAUAAAGAGAAUCGCCAAGAUAUUAAAAAAACGUGAAACUCCCGAGAGUUAAUUUUUUAUUAUUUAUAAUCAUGUCUGAAAUGUCAGUGUAGAAGCCACUG
Messenger RNA from Dermacentor silvarum, 1020 nucleotides. RefSeq names its product Y+L amino acid transporter 2. The coding region runs from base 1 to 747 and encodes 248 amino acids. Gene Ontology annotation, biological process: amino acid transmembrane transport. Lineage: Eukaryota; Metazoa; Arthropoda; Arachnida; Ixodida; Ixodidae. Gene Ontology annotation, molecular function: L-amino acid transmembrane transporter activity. The record is from RefSeq and is a predicted model, not a curated record. Gene Ontology annotation, cellular component: membrane. The transcript has a single exon.